UAGGUUUUUGACAGAAUUCACCCAGAUCUUAGAGGAAGUAUCUGUGUGGCUGCUUUUUUGAGGCACUUUUUACAUGGACAAACCCUAGUAGGAUCAGGAUUAAUGAAGACUGUCAGUGGGGACGUAAAGGUCGAGAUAUCGUAACUACUGAAAUUAGAAAUUUAGGGAAGCCAGAAGUUUGAACACAGAGGUUCAAAUCAAAUCCAGCUCAAGGCCUUGAAACGUCUCACGGGCCUUAAAUCUAUUUGGACAAAAGAGAGAUAAGAAGUGUUCAAAAGAAAUUUGACUUUCAUGCUUUUUUUUUUUUCCUUUUCCCUGAGGUCACAUCCAACUUUUAGCAACCUCAUUAAUUAACAGGACACCUUAGGUUCUGCAUCAAAGCUUCAGCAGUGAAGGGUUUUAAAGCCUCUUGUCCAUUUGGCGUCUGGGUAGCUGUGACAGGUUACGUCUGGCUCUCAAACACGCUCCGCUGUGCAGCUGGAAGGUCGAGAGUUUGUGUUGCACAUACCUGCAACUGAGAGGACUGACAGUGUGUGUGGUCCGAGGGACUCAGCUGGUCUGGGAAACUGAGGCAGAAAGGCGGCCAAGUGCCUUUUGCCAGUAAAAAAAAACAAAAAACAAAAAGAGAGAGGAAAAGUUCAUCUUGCUUCUCAAAGACAGCGAGCGGAGUCGGGGGAUGAUGAUGAAGAUGAGACAGACGCUGUGCAGGAUCUCUUGCUUGGUGACUCUGGUGGUGGAGCUCAGCUGGAUAAACGUGGGCCACAGCAUGCACAGGGAGGGAGGAAGCCGGCAGGUCAUGAAGCAGUGGGAAAGGAAGGUGCGAUCGUCCUCCAGCCUGGACGAGCUGCUGAGACUCGCUGACUUUCCUGACUGGAAGUUGUGGAAAUGUCGCCUGAGGCUGCAGCAGCCUGAGACCCAGACAGAGACCCUCUCCUCUCCACCCUCAGUGGGCUCCCACCGCUCAACCCGCUAUGCUGCCGAGUCCUACAGCCUGGAGAUACUUAAAGCCAUAGAUGAGGAGUGGCAGCGGACUCAGUGCAUGCCCAGGGAGACGUGCGUCGAUGUGGCCAAGGAGCUGGGCACCGACCCCUCCAUGUUCUUCAAGCCACCCUGUGUGUCGGUCCACAGGUGCAGUGGCUGCUGCAACCAGGAGGGCGUCACCUGCAGGAACACCACAACUGUAUAUGUCAAUAAAACCGUCCUCAGUGUGAUUCCAUUCAAGUUUGUACCAGAACCUGUGCUGAUAAAAGUCGCAAACCACACGGAGUGCAAGUGCAUGGAGCCCGCAAUAAUACGACGUAAUGCUCAACCUCACAGGAGCAGCGGCUGCUCUCUGAUGGGCCAGCUGUCGGAGGUCGAGGACUCCAGGAGACUUUGUGCCAGUGGGUGGAUUUGGGAUUGUUCAAGUGACAGAUGCAUACCUUACCCUUCGAGUUUUCCAGAGCUCCCACUCAGUUCAUGGAUGCCGGACUGUGAGAUCGAUGUGGAGCGCUGUGACUGCCUUCCUCGACCUGAACCAACUCUCCAGCAAAGACAGAUCCAUCGCUGUCAACUCAACUCCUCCAUCUGCGCCCACAAACAUCAGCAUUUUGACCAAGCCUCGUGCACGUGCAGGUGGCCCAAGUAGAAGUCCGCUGGGGGAGUAAACUACGACAACCUGCUCGCCAAGGAUGUUUGGAGGCAGAGAAAAAAGGCUCAUAAUUUAUUUACAGUCCUAUUUAUGCUGAUCACUUUAACUAAUUAUGAUGAUAUUAACUCACACGACCAUGUUAAUUGAUUUUUUUUAACAUGCUUACUUAUGUCUCAAUCAAUGUGUCAAGUUCAUGAUUUGUACAUUUGUUCUUUGUGCACUGAAUUUGUAGUUUAUAUUAAAAGAUUAUUUUUAUAAUUUGAACUUGCAACGAAUGUAUGGAUUAUUGGUUCACCUCUGAUGGUUGUUUCACUGUUUGUCAAUUUCCAUGCACUAAUUUCCUUUGUUAUUAAAAUAACUGACCACAGAA
This is a messenger RNA of Stegastes partitus (bicolor damselfish), 2000 nucleotides long. RefSeq names its product vascular endothelial growth factor D (gene vegfd). Bases 677 to 1627 code for a protein of 316 amino acids. Gene Ontology annotation, molecular function: growth factor activity; vascular endothelial growth factor receptor binding; chemoattractant activity. Lineage: Eukaryota; Metazoa; Chordata; Actinopteri; Pomacentridae. The transcript has 8 exons. Gene Ontology annotation, biological process: vascular endothelial growth factor signaling pathway; sprouting angiogenesis; induction of positive chemotaxis. Gene Ontology annotation, cellular component: membrane. The record is from RefSeq and is a predicted model, not a curated record.